Xenopus laevis (African clawed frog) is the source of this 968-nucleotide messenger RNA. RefSeq names its product taste receptor type 2 member 102. The record is from RefSeq and is a predicted model, not a curated record. Bases 1 to 921 code for a protein of 306 amino acids. The transcript has a single exon. NCBI's taxonomy places the organism in Eukaryota, Metazoa, Chordata, Amphibia, Anura, Pipidae.
AUGGAUUUGGCUUUGCAAGUUGUACUGUUGGUCCAGUUCUUCCUGGGGAUCACUAUCAAUGGAUUCAUUGUUGGGGUGUAUUUGACACAGUGGAUAACUGGUGGAAGCCUCAAUACCAUUGACACAAUCCUUAUUUUUGUGGCUCUAAUGAGAUUCCUUUGGCAUUGGGUCAUUUCUUUGACCAGUUUCAUUCCUGACAUUGGGUUACCGGUAUAUGCUACUUGUUUUGCUAUGAGUUCUUUGUUAAACUGGAACAGCUUUGGGCUGGUUUCUGUGCUCUGCGUCGGCUACUGUGUCAAGAUCUCGAACUAUAACAACGAUGUUUUCGUUUACAUCAAGCUCAGGAUCUCCAGAAUAUUAAAAUGGCUAAUUUUGGCCACUUUGGUGAUUAGUUUGGCUUACAGUGUGAUUUCAGUUCCAUGGGAUUUUGUUUUGUCCCAUCAGAAUAAUUCCGACAUUUGGCUUGUGAACAGUCCAUUAAUGCUAACGGGGAUAAGCACGGACUAUAGCUUCGCUCUGUUCUGCCUUGCGUUUUUCUUUUCAGGACUAAUGCGCUUGUCCUCUAUGACAGCUUUGAUUCACUCUCUCUGGAGACACACACAGCACAUACAAUGCAGUGGGGCGCCCAUACAAAACCCACAUCUGAAAGCCCAUUUAAGGGUAAUAAAAGUACUGAUAUUAUUUCUGUCCCUUUACAUUAUGUAUUUUAUUUCAAUGCUCAUUGGUUCACUUGAUAGGUACAAAGUAAAAGAGAUGUCGAUUUCCUAUGUUAUAAUUCUCUGCUUCUACCCCUCUGUCCAUUCUGGGGUCCUGAUCUUCUCCAACAAGGCACUGAGAAAAGCCUGUCUGGUUAUGUAUCAUGGAUCCAUUCAUUGUGCCAAGACCAGGAAACCAAACACCCAAAUUCAGAACACAGUGUGAAUAUGCUGAGUACAUAUUUGCCUACUGUAACUGUUCAUUAUUGACUC